AAAACCUACCUGAGCAACAGAAGAGAGGGAGGGCUCUGGAAAGGUACGUAGCUUUCAGCUUCAAUAAGGCGCAUUUAGCAGUAAUAACUCUUUAUGUAGCCUACUUAUAACUCAAAUUCACAGGAAGAUAUAUUUUAUAAGUAAUUAUUACAAUGGCAGCGAGGGUAGGACUGGCCAUGAAUCCGCCGCAUACGACAGAAGAAAGGGCGGUUUUCACGCAGCUGAAGCCAGUGAGGAUGCCGGGAGCGGACGGCGUUGAGGAUGGUUCCGUGUUUGAGGACGUCAAACCCGGGAUUCGAUUAGAGUUGGACAAAUACCUCCCCCAGGUCAACAGUCCUCUCUUGAGUAACUUGAUUGACACUGUUGACAAGAAAUACAGACGAGAUAGCGCCUCUGUGGUUGACGAGUUCUUCUCAGAGGACAAAACUGCUGCCCCUUACAGCCUCAACAUCAACGUCAUCCUUCCCAGCACCACACACCUCCGCACAGGCCUCUACCGGUCUAACCCCAGGACUUUCACGGCGCAGCAGAUCAAGAUAGAGCCCGGGCUGGAGGUGCCCUGCUCCGUCCCCACCCAGGCCCUGCCGGACUUCACCUCUGUCUUCAGCGUGCCGCCUGUAGUCAACAACGUUUUCAUCAAACCAGAGAUGAGCUCUGGAGGAGUUGUAACUGGGGCCGCAGGGUCCCAGCAGCAGCACCAGCAGCAGCACCAGCAGCAAAAUUUGGAUACAGAGCUUCACAUUGGACCUCCGGCCCCCCAGUCGCAGGUCUAUGCCCAAAUGCCCAUCACCAGCUGUGCUGACCUCACCAUGACUCUGUCUCACGCCAGCCCGUCGUCACAUGCCUCCACUAGUGGCAGAACCAUGCUGAAUCUCGGCAACGGCAACUACAUGAUGGCUGAGCACCAACUACCCCAGCACCAUGGUUACUACCAAGCCUCUCCGGCCAACUCAUCCCAGCACACAGCGCCCCACAGCCUGCCACCCUCACCCCCAAACUCUCAGCCAGGGAGCCCAGACGGUCAGGCAGAGUUGCUCAGCUUAUCACCCCAACUUCAGCCUCCAUACCUGCAGAGUAUGGGAGGGAUGAAAGUGACGGGGUUGUCCCCGCAUGCCAUGCUGAUGACACACGGCCAGGGUGUCCUGACAGGUCCCAAAUACAACAGGCGGAACAACCCAGAGCUGGAGAAGAGGAGGAUCCACUUCUGUGACUACCCAGGCUGCUCCAAAGUUUACACAAAGAGCUCUCAUCUGAAGGCACACCAAAGGACGCACACAGGUGAGAAGCCGUACCGUUGUACAUGGGAAAAUUGUGACUGGCGUUUCGCCCGAUCAGAUGAGCUCACCAGACACUACCGGAAACACACCGGAGCCAAACCAUUCAAGUGCGUCGCCUGCAGCCGCUGCUUCUCACGUUCUGACCACCUGGCCCUGCACAUGAAGCGUCACCAGAACUAACUUAGACAUAUCUGUAUGUACAAACCAUCACGUUAUCACACGCAAAUAUAGCAGUAUCCAUACAUUACAGCCACCUGAACUUAACAGGCACAGUACCAAAAUCAUCCCUGUGCACCCAUGUUUAUUCUGGUGCUCCAUGCUACCAUAAAUUGAGCGAUAACAGGCAUCUAGCAGUAUCCAAAGUAGGACAACAACAAACACAGAUAGUGGCGUUUGCAGGUGGUGAACCAGUGAUCAUCACGUCUUUGUCGCUGCACCUACUGGUUGGUCAGGGUUUCCUGUUCAGUGAAGGGGUCUGAGGGAGAUAGACUGAGCUCUCCUGGUGAAACUCUCUGGCAUGUGAAAAGAGACAGACUCCAGCAGCAUCAUUAAUCAACCGUGCAUACGCACAGAUGUGUGUGUAUGUAAUGCGUAAUAACAUUGCCACGCAAAGUGUGGAAUUUACCAACUUGUACUUACACUUAGGAAUGUGUGUAAAUAUAUAAGCACAGGUCUGGCCAUGCUUACGAACACAAUCUAGUGGUAGAAUGGCAAUACUACAAAUAAAAAGCAUUUAAGAGUGUCGCAGUAUGCAUAACGCAAUCAACAUCCACAUAUGUCCUGUGUUUCCUUUUUUUAGAAAACACUCAAUUAGUCAUUUGUCUUAUUUUAAACAGACAAGUUGCCGAAUUGUUGUCAAACCCUAUAAAAGACAGCUGUGACAAAUGUUUGAAAUAUAGGGCAAUGGCUUAUCUUGGGUUACGGGAAGACUUGGCAAACAAUGCGCUCAAAGAUCGCGCUGAUCUGCUUGGCGAGGGCACAGAGUGGCUUCUAAGUAGGUG
Molecule: messenger RNA, 2278 nt
Organism: Sander lucioperca (pikeperch)
Lineage: Eukaryota; Metazoa; Chordata; Actinopteri; Perciformes; Percidae
Gene: klf5l
Product: Kruppel-like factor 5 like
Exons: 4
Coding region: 153-1457 (434 amino acids)
Biological process (GO): regulation of transcription by RNA polymerase II
Molecular function (GO): DNA-binding transcription factor activity, RNA polymerase II-specific; RNA polymerase II cis-regulatory region sequence-specific DNA binding
Source: RefSeq, a predicted model, not a curated record